CUUCGGAAGUACUUCUUUCGCUGUCGCUGUGUUUGUUGACACAGAUAACCUAGUUAGCCUGAUAUGGGGUCAAUCACAAGGCUCACCAGAGGAAUAACCAUGGCUUCAUAAAGAAAGUCCAUAAGAUGUUGAUAACAUUAUGUUACGUGUAUCUAUGGGUGCGCUGCCAGAAGUGUUACUCGGUGGUGAUAAAGAAGACACUGCGACGGCGCCUUGCGGAGAACCGCUCGAUCAGCUUCACCUUCUCCGUCCUCAACCCAGAGAGACCCCCGACCUGCUACGACCAGGCGGUACACACACAGCCGACCAACGACAAUGGUUUACACACACACCAGAAGUCCUCUCCGCCAGAAGAAACCAUCUUACUGAAGCUCCGGAAUAAAGCUGUGUACAUCACGGAGCACCAGGUAUGCCUCGACCUCACCAGGUGGACUCUGUUGGGGUCUGCUAUGGUGGGUGGCCAAAGGAUAGAGGACGUUUCAUUCAUUGUGGAAGGCCCUUUGGGAAAGGAUGUUGUCCAGCCUCCUCCUCAGACAUCCAAUAAGAAAGUGCUGAAGUGGUCUGAUUACUGUAUCCCCCUGGCCUGUAGCCCUGGCCCACCCUUCAAGGCUGUGGCCCAAGCCACUCUGGAUAACUUCAGUCGUCUGGGAGUGGCCUUCAUGGAAGAUCGUCUGCGGCUCGACAAUGGUCUCAUGCCUUCAAAAAUUGUCUCGGUCAUCCUCCAGGAGUCCAACAUCAACACGCUGUUUGAGAAGCUACGUUCAAACAGCCCCUUGUCAGCCAAUUCACUGAUUUCGGAAUCGUGCAAAAGGUUAGCGGAGGACCAGCAGAAGCCGUGCCGGAAGGGGAGCCUUCUCCUGGAUCCAGAGGCCAGGAGAAGGCUGGACGACAGGAGGGGUUCGGAGCCUCUCUGCAGUUCCCUCGGUCAGGGGUCCCUGGUCAGGGAGGAGGGUCGCUCAUCGAGGAACACGGAGCACAUGGAGGGCCACGGCCACCACCUCCAUCUGUCCAGCUGCAACGAGUGUCUGGAGCUGGAAAACAGCACAAUCCUCUCGGUCAAAUUCGCCUCAGCCGAAAACAUUCCCAACCUUCCCGACGACGACGGCGACGACUCCUCCUGCGUGGACGGCGGCGUCGGGACUCUGGCUGAGUUUGAAGAUGACGCGGGGGGACUUCCCAGUCUCAACGGCCUGGUCGGCGGCAAGCCGCCCAACGUGCUGGUGUUCACGGCCGGGUGCCAGGAGCGCUUCCACAGAAUCCACCAGCUGCUGACCGAGUGCGUCGACACGGACGGCAGUGUGGUGUACCACCUCCGGCCCGAGCAGGUGCUGAGUGAGCCGUGGCUGGAGAGCACCAAGCUCUUGGUGCUGGCAGAAGAAGAGCCUCUCUCCCCUCAGCUGCAGGCCCGCUUCCUCAGCUACCUGGACCAGGGGGGCCGGGUCCUGGGGCUGUCCUCCACCCUGUGCCCCGCGGGGCUCUCCCUGGACAGGCCCACGCGGCACAGCGGCAAGCGGGCGAAGACGUUGAGCUUCACCAGGGAGGACAGCACGGAGCUGGAGCUCAGUGUGCUCCCCAGCGGGAGUGUGUUUGUGAGAGACGUGGUGGGCGGCGGGGAGGUCGAGCUCUGGGGGGAGCUGAAGGGGGCUGUCUCGCAGGGCCGGACGGACAUGGUCAUUAUCAGGAUAACGCAUGGUGACGACGGCGGGGAGGCGGUCCUGUGUCAGGUACACCUGGAGUUGGCUCCUAACUGUGAAGCUGUGGCUUCAGAAUGCUAUGAUAAGCUAAAGGUUAGCAAUGCAAGGCGCUACGAGGUGCUGACUGAAAUCCUCACCUCCCUGGGCCUGAACUGUGAGCUAAACCAAGCCCCGGUGUCGAGCCCCAUCUACCUUCUCUCGACCUCGUUGGCCAGCGAGGCCAGCUUCCUGAAAACGUUGCAAAGCUCUGUGGACAAAGACUCGUACCUCAGGCUGCCCAAGGUGUCUCUCAAGGUGGUGUCCAGCGCUGAGCCCGACGGCCUGGUCCUGGAAGCAGGCUGCCUGGCGCUGGUGACCCGUCCUCCAGAGCCCCCCAGCUGGGACCACUUCAGCUUGGACACCUACAAGAGCCACCUGCGCACACGCACCCUGGGGCGCACCGUGCUCUACGCCGACGUGACCCCCACCACCAUGGACCUGCUGGAAGGGAUGGUUGUGAACUUACCGGAGAACGUUGGGUUGAUCGCUGUAGCCGGUCGACAGAGCCACGGCCGAGGUCGGGGAGGUAAUACCUGGCUGAGUCCGUUGGGCUGUGCCAUGUUUACUCUGCAUGUGAAAGUGGCCCUUGGCUCCAGACUGGGUCAGAGGAUCCCCUUCCUGCAGCACCUGGCUGCCCUGGCCGUUGUGGAGGCCGUGUGCACCCUGCCCGGUUACCAAGACAUAGACUUGAGAGUGAAGUGGCCGAAUGACAUCUACUACAGCAACAAAAUCAAGCUGGGAGGAGUGCUGGUUACCUCCACACUCAUGGGGUCAGACUUCCAUCUACUUAUAGGCUGCGGCUUCAACGUCAGCAACAGCAACCCCACCAUCUGCCUCAACGACCUGGUGGCCCUCCACAACCGCGAGCACGGCACCAGCCUGGCACCACUGAGCAUCUCUCUGCUGAUCGCUCGCUCCGUCUCCACCCUGGAGGCCCUCAUCGCAGACGUCCAGGAGAAGGGGCCUGACGCCGCACUGCCCACCUACUAUAAGAGAUGGAUGCACAGCGGGACGCGGGUGCGGCUGUGGAGUGCCGACGGCCCCGAGGCCGAGGUGGUCGGUCUGGACGACAACGGCUUCCUGCAGGUGUACAGCAAGGAGCAGGGCGUGGUCUCGGUGGAGCCCGACGGGAACUCCUUUGACAUGCUGAUGAACCUGGUGGUGUCAAAGCAGCACUAGGGCCGCACGCAAACGACCAACGGUGUCCUCCGUGACACGACGUCCCGCCCGUUCUAUCGUAUCGAUGAGUACGCCUUGCCGCAGGGACUGCAUGUCUGGACUCGUCUUCUGCACCGCGAGGUCGAACCCUGCACCCGCGGGCUGGGAAUUCAUUCUGUGUUUGUAUGCUAAGCCUAGUCUUCAAUGGAUUCUGUACUGUGUAUCAAACAAAGAUCAAUUGCAAUUGAAAAUUCCAGUUGAUUUUUUAACGUGGAUCUCGCAUUUGUAUGUAAAUAUUUCCUGUUCAUGGCGUCUCCAUGAAGCUAAAACUAGCUCUUAAUUAGUGAUCAUUCCAGAUGGUUUAAAAACAUGUUGAAUGCAUCCUUUUUGCGAUUUAACAUGGCAAACCACAAACACUUUAUUUGCGACUAAGAGUUUUCUUAAUUUAGGUUGCUCUAUUGAAUGGUGUGUUGUAGCAUUAGAACUGUAUCUAGAGAAAAAUUGGUCAUUGUCGGCUAAUUUAUUCAAACAAAGACUGGCUUUAAUAAGUGUGGAUAUGUAUUGUAUCUGUUCAUCAAUACCACAAACCUUUAUUUAAAUAUUGCAGUUUAACUGAUAAUGGCAUCCUUCCUUCCGACAGGGUUUUGGGGAGUUCUUCCUUGUGUCAAAAGUAAUAAAGAAAAUUUAAUCGAAA
Messenger RNA from Gadus morhua (Atlantic cod), 3585 nucleotides. RefSeq names its product holocarboxylase synthetase (biotin-(proprionyl-CoA-carboxylase (ATP-hydrolysing)) ligase) (gene hlcs). Gene Ontology annotation, molecular function: biotin--[biotin carboxyl-carrier protein] ligase activity. The record is from RefSeq and is a predicted model, not a curated record. Gene Ontology annotation, biological process: protein modification process. The transcript is spliced from 11 exons. Gene Ontology annotation, cellular component: cytoplasm. Bases 126 to 2912 code for a protein of 928 amino acids. NCBI's taxonomy places the organism in Eukaryota, Metazoa, Chordata, Actinopteri, Gadiformes, Gadidae.